AUGUCCAGGACCCUCGACGCCCCCAUCCACCAGCCCUUCUACCAAUUCACCAACGAAAAUUGGGAACCAGUCAACCCCGAUGCAACCACCACCACUAAAGCUAAACCCCUCCACAUCCUCCACCUAGCAACAUGGAACAUCGACUACCGCGCGCCCUGCCCGGAUAAACGCAUGACAAAAGCCCUCCAAUACCUUUCCACUCUCCACAACAUCUUUAGCAACACCACUAGCAACACCACCAGCAAUAGCAGCAGCACCUCCCCAUCCAUAAUCUUCCUCCAGGAAAUGAUCCCCUCCGACCUAGAUCUCAUCCAACAAACGCCCUGGAUUCGCAUCCACUUCUACAUCACCGACAUCUUGCACGAGGAACGACAGCAGGGAUCUUCAUGGAGGGUAUGCCCGAACUGGCGUUCCAGGUACGGUACCACCGCAUUGAUCGAUAAACGAGUGGGCGUGAGACGGGUGUUUCGAGUACUGUAUUCAACGUCGAAGAUGGGACGGGAUGCGCUGUUUGUUGAUGUUUCGAUUAACGGCAAUGCCAAUACCAAUGCCACUACCGAUAUCCAAAGUCAGGAUCAGAUGGGAGAGGAUGGUAGGCACGGGAUAGAAGAAGAAGAAGAAGAAGAAGAAGCAGGGGCAGAGACAGGGAAACCCGAAACCUCCAUCCUCCGGCUCUGCAACACCCAUUUAGAAAGUUUUACGUCCAAUCCCCCGAUUCGACCAGUCCAGCUACGUCUAGCGUCUCACUUCAUGCGUGGACGUGGGCCUAAGCAUACAGGGUUUGUGGAGUCGAGGGAAGAUCCAGAGCUUCCCAUUCCCCAUGCGGCGAUUCUAGCGGGUGAUUUAAAUGCCUUUGCACCAGAGGAUGAGACAGCGCCGGAGGAGUGCGGACUGCGAGAUGCGUUUCUCGAGCUAGGGGGACAGGAGGGGUCCGAGGAAGGGUUUACAUGGGGUCAGCAGAUGGCGGAGUAUGAGAGGGGUGAGUUUGGGUGCAGUCGUAUGGAUAAAGUGCUAUUCUGCGGAGAAGUGGAAGUGCAGAGUCUGGAGAAGAUCGGGUCUGGGGAAAAAUUUUGGAUCGAGUAUCCUGAGGAGUCGGAUUCUGAGGAGUCGAGUGAGACGGGGGAGGAUUUGUGGGUGACGGAUCAUAUUGGCUUGCAAGCGGUGUUUCGAAUUGUGGGAUAA
Molecule: messenger RNA, 1182 nt
Organism: Aspergillus affinis
Lineage: Eukaryota; Fungi; Ascomycota; Eurotiomycetes; Eurotiales; Aspergillaceae
Product: endonuclease/exonuclease/phosphatase family protein
Exons: 1
Coding region: 1-1182 (393 amino acids)
Biological process (GO): double-strand break repair
Cellular component (GO): PML body; cytoplasm
Molecular function (GO): 5'-tyrosyl-DNA phosphodiesterase activity; single-stranded DNA binding
Source: RefSeq, a predicted model, not a curated record